This is a messenger RNA of Oppiella nova, 471 nucleotides long. NCBI's taxonomy places the organism in Eukaryota, Metazoa, Arthropoda, Arachnida, Sarcoptiformes, Oppiidae. The record is from the annotation of a GenBank genome assembly.
CUGUUAAUGAAACUCAAAUUGGCCCCGGUGCAACUGGCUCAGAGAUCAGUUACAUACAACUCCGAAACCUAACCUUUCCCACUGAACUCACGUGCAAUGGAUACAAAUCACUGAACAUUAGUUUCGCAUACGAUGUGAUCCUAAAUGAUAAUACAUUAGAGAAAUUGCCGAUCAGUAAUACCUCGGUUUAUAUAACUUAUUUAAACGGUAACCUUAACGAAAUAAUUACGGGAACAGUAACCGGGGGCCGUUGUAGUGGAGACGUACUGUUCCUGUUUACUACAUACCUGGCCGAUGACCAGCACGGGUGCAGUAAUGGGAAAGGGCUCUACGGCGUGACCGUUAACUACAUAUACGGCGGUCUGACCGGAUCCAAGUGCCCAUCAAAUUGUACAUUAGAUACUGAUAAUAGCCAAACGUUUUCGGUUUUCAUCGAGACCAUCAUCAGGGCUAAGAUGUUAAGCGAUAAUU